ACCAUCAGACGGUGUUCAGACAGGAGGCAUGGGACUGUGGAAUCACCGAGGGGGGGGAACUCUUCUCCAAAACAACACAAACACAGGGAAAGAAGUCUUAUCCAGCCAGAAGAAAUUCAAUGGAGCUUUACUUUUACACGUGUAUUGAUUUCUACUCAGUAAAAGACCGAACGAGAAGACUUAAAUGACAGCUGAAGUUAUCCGUGCUUUUUUGAUACCUAGGGCAAAGUGCCACACCUUCGCUUAGCGCAACAGCUCCACUACACAGCUGGCCAAAUGGGGUGCCAAUGCUGCAGGAUGAUAAAGAGCUACAUGUACGACCCCUCGGUGGCGGUGGAUGUGAGGAAGACGGACUCUGCCAGCAGCUCGCUCUACCAGCCGCACCAACUCCCCCGCUGCGACCCGCUGCAGAAGCAGAAGCAGGGCUUCAACAACCUGGGCUACAGCAAGUCCAACGACAGCACGCUGAAACUGGAGGUGGACAACAACCACGUCAACCACAGGCUGCACUCACAACCCAACGAGCCCCACAGGCAGGCGACAGAUGGAGGUCUGUACAUCAUCCAGCCAGAAGCUAUGGGACCCAGGUGGGUGAUGCAGGAAAGAGGCCAGAGCCAAGUCCCCGUUUACCCCAACAGACAGGAGAACCAGAGGAGCUUCUCCGAGCAGGAACGCCAUGUGACGAAGAGCAGGUGGGACAACGGCGUAACGGAGUGUGUGAUUGGCAGAGAGAGCCUGUCAGCAGACGAGAUAGACGAGGGAGUGGGCGGGACUCCGGAGUACCUGUGUGACACGGGGGACGAAGGGAGCGUCCUGUCGGUGGACCUCCAGACCAGCACCACCAGCCUGUCCUCCGCCGACACCAGGGACGGGCUCCGACUGCCCAAGGGUCUGGACGUUUCAACGGUGGAGAGCGGGAUCUCGGUGAUGAAGAGCGAGGACGAGGAGGAGGAGGAGGAAGGGGAGGUGCAUAGCGUCAUGGACUCGAUGGUGGCAGAGGCUCUGGCUGCUCUAGAGGCUGCGACGGCCGGGGAGGAGUACGAGUGACAGGACACCUCACAAAAAUGUCCCAAAUUGGGAUCAAUUAAGUACUCUCUUAUCUCUUAUCUUAUCACCAAAAAACUCACGGACCUGAAUGCAACUUGACGGUGUGUUCAAAACCACCACGUAACUUUAAAGAUCAUGGAACGAAUGAAGGAAAACUAAAUAAGUACAGAUUUAUUUUUGAACUCAAAAUCUUGUAUAUUUUUUUAUUUUGGACACUUUGACAGAAGAUGUUUGCCUUGUGAAGAAGGCAACUUUUCAAAUGCCACGAGUGAGAGGUUUGUAGACGAUAGAUAUCAGACCUUUUAAAUGAAGUGUGUUUAACACUCCACAGUCCUAACAUGUGCUCAAUCACUGCUUUGCCAUGUCCAUACUGCCCUUUUACAGGUGGAUGUUUGCUUCAUUCUGGAGCAUAGCUAUGCUAAUUGCUAGCAUAGAGCUAAUUGUGAACACACAGUCCUUGCUUGCGGUCCCUUCAGGAAUCUCGCCCUCGUUUCACUGAGCAGGCGAGAGAGGAAAGGUCAUCGCAUGUUUUUUUUAUAACUAUGUUAAUGUCUUCGGUUUGUAUUUAUAAUAUCCUCACUUACAUUGAUUUAUUCUGAGAAGAAACAGGAUGGAGGACGAGGAAGCGGUCCUUAUUUAUAACUUUUUGUGUCAUCAUUAAUUCCGUCAUAAUUAAGCAGAAUGAAUAUCUACUUUGAAAUUUAGGAAGAUUAGUUUACACACUGUUGUUACAUCAUCACAUACAUGUACACUGACAACUCUUAGUUUUUCUGUCAAUGAUGUAACUGAUUGCUCAACAUUACAGAGUGGGACCACUUUAGUUUCCGCAGCCUUUUAACCUUAGCUUAACGAGAACCAUAAAGCAGUUUCGACAGAGCCAAGUUUUUUAACGAUAGCCUGCCAGACAAAACCUAAAAUCCCAGUCAGAGAGAUAACGGAAACCGUGACGAUUUUCCUCAACUUGCAUCCUGCACUAAAAUACGUUGUUUUGAGCAAGCCAACACUUACAAUACACAACAUUUUACGUUUUUUUCCCCGACUAGCUCUGUUUUUUCAGGUCAGGCUUUGUGUUUCUAGCUGGCCUAUGACAUUAGUUCAACCUGCAGCUUGGUUAAGUGCCUUAUAAGGAACUGAUUGAGGUUAGAUGGUGAGCGUGUGUUAAUACGCUGUUUUGCUCAUUGAAGUUCUGAGUUCUGCGACUCCCCUUAUCACUCAUUGUUUGCCUGCCAAAUCAUUUCUACUAUAUUUGUAUUGUAAAAUAAAGGAAUUGACUUUAAACAUUU
Messenger RNA from Trematomus bernacchii (emerald rockcod), 2330 nucleotides. RefSeq lists its product as uncharacterized. The transcript is spliced from 3 exons. Lineage: Eukaryota; Metazoa; Chordata; Actinopteri; Perciformes; Nototheniidae. The record is from RefSeq and is a predicted model, not a curated record. The coding region runs from base 277 to 1047 and encodes 256 amino acids.